Molecule: messenger RNA, 5372 nt
Organism: Nasonia vitripennis (jewel wasp)
Lineage: Eukaryota; Metazoa; Arthropoda; Insecta; Hymenoptera; Pteromalidae
Exons: 5
Coding region: 2628-5372 (914 amino acids)
Molecular function (GO): nucleic acid binding
Source: RefSeq, a predicted model, not a curated record
UCGACUCGUGUAGGAUAUUGCGGGAAGAAAGCCAGUAAUUAUCGCAGGCGAUUUUAACGCAUGGGCCGUAGAGUGGGGCAGUCAAAGGACUAACCAAAGAGGACGAGUACUGCUAGAAGCAUCUGCUCUCCUGGACUUGGUGUUAGUUAAUCAGGGUAGCACUAACACCUUUAGAAGAGGAGACGCAGGAUCUAUCGUCGACCUGACCUUUGUUAGUAGUUGCCUUAUUGGCUUAAUUGACAAGUUGACCGUGAGUGAACACUACACAAAUAGUGAUUACUAGGCCAUAAUAAUGGAGGUAAGAAAAGCAGAGCAGAGACCCAGCGCGAGUACAAGGACCAACAGAGUCAGUUCGAAAACGAAGGAUUAUGAUAAGGAGACGUUCCUACUGGCACUGGAAGAAUUGCAACUCUCGGGGACGGCGAACAGCAAGGCGGAACAGGUGAUGGGUAAUAUGACGACCACCAGUAUAUUGGCGGGACAGGUUGAGAGUGCGCGCAGCGAGUGUCACCGGACCAGAAGAAGAGAAUAACGGGCAAGAAACUAAUACUAUAAAACCGGAAGAGACCAGGAAAUAGUAGAUGACCGCGGACAAGAAAUGAAGGACGCUAAACGGAAGCUUAAGAAGACAGACCGCGAAAACAAGCGACGGUGCCUUAAAGAACUACAGGAUGAGGUCAAAUAGGACCCUUGGGAUCGACCUUACAAAAUAGUAAUAAAGAAAAUUAAAGGAAGUUACGUACCCCCUCCAAAAUGCCCGGAACUAUUACACCGGGUAGUGACCACACUGUUUCCCAGGCAACUGGAAGAGCCAAGUAUCAUCGAAAGAGGUGCGAAUAAAGAGGCUGUUCCACUGAUCACGAUGAUCAUCCAUGCUCAUCCAGAGGUCUUCGUAGACUUGUAUAAUGCAUGUCUAGAAGAGGGAACAUUCCCCACAAACUGGAAGAAACAGCGUCUCGUGCUUCUGCCAAAAGGAAAGAAGCUACCCCAGGAUUCCUCAUCAUACUGACCGCUCUGCAUGUUGGACACCCCGGGUGUUACCGACGUAAGCUUGCUGAAAUACAAACUUCUAUAGGCGAGCAUCUCAGCGCUACGGUUAUGGAAACCGGCAGCGUAGGCUGCGUGCACGACGAUCAAAUGGGAUCGAUCGGGGCCGCUUCCCUCACCCCCAGCCGGUUACGGCUGAUUAAUUGGUGAGGCCCGGAACAGACGAAAACUUGGGAGCGUUUCGCUGUGGCCAGUUUGCCCUAGGGAGAUGCGUCGUCUGGAAGGGUAGCCUGCUUUGUAGUAGCGGCUCGCUUGUAUUUCGGGGACAGCUAACUUACGAAGGAAGCAUUUUAGAUGUCGCGGGGUAAUAUUUGGUUGAUAGUGUUCGCGUAUAGUAAUAAUAUAAUUUGUAAUUACUGUUCUCGGCGUGGGUUUUCUCCUCGUGAGACAAUACGUGGAGUUUUCCCCACGUCACAGACUUCGGUCUGGACAAAUGUGGGAACAGUAAGCGCGCGAUUUAUGUAUAUUUUUUCGGCUGCAGAGAGUGUACAGGACAAAGGUCGAGUUGUGCCGCGCACGUGAGGCCGCGUUGUUUUCGGGUUUGAGUUUUAUGGCUUUUCCUCGUAGGAAAAGUAUGUAGGCUCGAAUUCGAAUCUCGAGUAAGCGCAUCUGGCCAGCAUAGCAUCGGCUCGAGCGUGGGCCCGCGCUGUUGAGCCGAGCUGUGCGGCGCGGAUGUUGGGCUCGAGUUUUAUGGCGGAUCGGAUUAGCGCGGGCGGCGGGGACAGCUUCGACAACGAGUGCUUUGUUUUAGAGUUUUUGUGUGGAUGAGUGUGGAGAAGGGCAAUUUGGAAAUUCCCAGCGACUGAAAAACGAUCGGCGGCUAGCGGCGGGGUCGAGCGUCGAUCGUCUGCGAGGACGGCUGCGGGGGAGGCAGUCGAGAGCUGAACUCCGAGCAGUGCGCUUCGCAAUUUGUAUUUUUGAAUAUAAUUUAUAUUUCUUUUCUGAUUUUAUUUGUGUUUAAAUUAUUUUAUCCUUUCUUCGCAAAUUACGCGAGAAUACUCUCGUGAGUAUUAACAGUUUGGUGCCGAAACCCGGGAAUUUGCGGGAGAAUAGUGCGUAAUUUGAGUAGAAAAAAGAUAAGCGAGAAACUUCAACGAGCUGUUAGCACAGUGUGUGCCGAUCAUUCCACUUUGUCGCCGAUCACCUGCGCUGCUGUCAGCCGAGGAGAGAGAGAGUGAGGAUUCAUUGUGUCACGAAGCCAGCAGAGAAAAAGGCAAGAAGAUGAAUAAGCUAGCCGUGAGUAAAGGGAAAAAGGCAGCAGGAAAAGCGGUGCCGACGGGCAAGGCGAAGGGAGCCGCGUCAAUAGCGACGCGUGCACGUGAGCAGGCGAAGCGCACUGAGGCAGUAGCCACGGUUGCUGAUACCGUCGUGGGGAAAGGUGCUACGAAGCCUGUCUCCCAGCGAACUUCAGCUAAGAGAGCGCGCAAUGUAGUGUCUCCUGUCACCAAGCCGGUCGAGUCGCGGCAGCUUUCAGAAGGCCAGCAUGUCCAGCUACAUCGUACGCGCCUGCAGGAACCCGAUACGAUCGUCGCCGAGGUCGAAGUACAUCAGUCACCUACGACGAAAGUCCACAGGCCAGUAUGCAGCAAGAAGAAUCAUCAACCGCUCAAGCCGAAGUCAACCCGACGACGGCACCCAAACGCGGGCGUGCACCAACUCGCACAAAACGCAGCAGAGCGCCUGUGGCUACGAGAGACGCAAGACAGGAAGGGAGAUCAUCAUCGUUGCGCUGCCGUGUCCGUUCGAGAUUAGACCGCGAAGGAACACCGCGUUCGGAGGAGUCCAACUAUGAAGAGCAGGCACGGCAACAAACCCGACACAUCCAUCUGCGGGACAGUCGUGUUAUAGAUCACGAUGAAGAAAGUACCGAGUCGCUUUCGCCCCCGCGACGCGCUCAAUUUGACACGUUUGGCGAGACGACUAACAACAUCAGCCAGAAGCUCAAUGAGCAUCUGAGCGGUUUUUCAAAUUUCAGGUUCAGACGAGAAUGGAGCUUUGAAGAUGUCAAAGCAGCGUUCGAAGCAGGUUUGGCAGCGCAAAGGCGCACACUACCAACACCGUGUCGCCAGCACGUUUCCGCUUAUCGUGGAUCACCGAGAAGGGACAUAUCUCCACCAACACCAACGGAGCAGCUCACCAGACGAGCGACUAGGCAAGGGAGCGAGUCGUUUACUCAUGCAGUUUUAGCGGCUGAACGAGGACACGCUCCGCUUCAUCCGACAUCAACGGCGGUGCAGGAUCGCUCGCCGUUUCGAUCUACUGCAGCAGUGCGUGAACGCACGCCAACACAGUCAUCGUCAGCGGCAGUGCGAGAGCGCACGCCGCCCCAGCCAUCACCAACGAGCAUGCAGUCUCAACCAACAUCAGCGGUAGUGCGGGGACGCACGCUGCUUAGAACGACGGCAUCUUCAGCGGUAGUGCGAGGACGCACGCCGCCUCCCACAGCGACGGCAGCGCGUAGACGCACACCGUCUCCCACAGCGUCAGCUCAGGCGGAGAGAGAGGCGCCAACUUCUUCGAUCAACGGCUAUCGGAGCGGAUCAAAGCGGUUAAAUGUAAGCGAUGCGUCUCAGACACUGUCAACCAAACGCGGUAGGAUUCAGUUUUGCGAGCAGGAAAAUUGCGAAGAUUUAAGUAACGAUAGUAGGGACAGUGAAGAGAGCGACCACGAAUGUACGCGCGGAUGGAGUAGAGGCACGCGGACGCGAGAUACUGACGCUUAUAGAAACGACUCUCGAGCCGAGGAUCGGUUAUCUCGCGCAAUCGAGGACACCUUGGCCACGGUUAGAGAGUCGAGUUUAUCUAAUUGCAACACACAGUUAUUGACACGAAUGACGUCGGUAAAAACACUGCAUACCUUUUCGGGUGAUCCGUUUGACUGGAUCCGAUUCAAAAAAUCUUUUGAAAUGUCAACAACGCUCGGAAAAUAUUCAGAUCGCGAGAACGUAACGCGGUUAGCCGAUUCCUUAAGAGGAGAUGCAUACGACGCUGUACGCGCUCUCUUUAUUUCGGGCAAUAGUUCCGACGAUAUAAUGCAUACGUUAGAGAUGCGUUUCGGCAAUACUACCGUUAUAUUAGAAAAAAUAAUUCGUGAGGUCAAAGAUUUGCCGAGCGUGUUAGAGCGUAAAAUUACAUUCGUAGAGUUCGCUACGCGUUUACGUGCCGCCGUGUUAGCAGUGAAAUCGUUAGAUAUUGACGAGGGAUAUUUAAAAAAUCAGGAACUUGUCAACGGGCUACUUCGGAAGUUGCCAGAGACCAUCGCUUAUAACUACGGUAGUUACGCGACUGGAGAAGGGAAAAAUAUGCCGGCUUUGUUACGUAUUGCAGAAUACGUUUACAAGAAGGCAGAAAUGAAGAUUACAGCGGGCGUGGUCACUCUCGACACUUUGGAUGUACCGCGGCAUGCGAAAAAUUUGAACCAAAGUACUCGCCAUAGAGAUAGAGGGGUUUGCGAGACGAUAGAAGAAGCUUCGGAACGAAUUGAUCAAGUCAUAGUUAUAAAUGAAUUUGCUAACUGGGAAAUGCACGGUUGGUCUAGUAACGCGCCGGAAGUUUUAGAAAAUUUAGACGUUAGUAAUGAUUCAAAUAACUUAGUGAAAGAAAAUGUAAAUGAACCGGAAAUUUGGAACAGUAAAAUAGAUUGGGACGAAGUUCUGAAAGAAGCAGAAUUUUUACACUGGCAACUGUGGUUACGCGAGUUAGAUAGGGUAAAAUUAUGUAGUAUUCCGCGGUGUUACCAAAAUUUAAACUGUCAAAUUAGAGAAGCCGAACUUCACGUUUUUUGCGACGCGAGUACAAAAGCAUAUGCGUCGGUAGCAUAUUGGCGUUUUACAUUAAAUGAUAAUUUAUUUCAUGUCUCUAUUAUAAUGGCGAAAAGUCGCGUAGCACCCUUGAAACCAUCCACUAUUCCGCGUUUAGAAUUGCAAGCAGCCCUUAUGGCGACUAGACUAGCAAAUACGAUUGCUAAAGAACACGACUUUAAGAUCACGCGGAGAGUAUUCUGGUCAGAUUCGCAAACAGUAUUACAUUGGAUUAAAAAAGAUCCGCGAGAAUUUAAAAUUUUUGUUGCAAAUCGUUUAGACGAAAUUAGGGAAAAUUCAGAAGUUAGUGAAUGGAGAUGGAUUCCUACGAAAGAUAAUCCCGCAGAUGACGCAACGCGAACCGCUCCGUACGCGCUAGAUAAGAAUAGCAGAUGGUUCGCGGGGCCGCCUUUCUUGCGUGAAGUAGAAUCUUCAUGGCCGUUAGAUAAAGAUCAACUCAAAGUUAACACAGUAGAUUUAGAAUAUAAAAACACUGAACAACCGAUAUUGACUACGACAAUAUGA